This is a messenger RNA of Ostrinia nubilalis (European corn borer), 892 nucleotides long. Its product is annotated as brachyurin-like. Gene Ontology annotation, biological process: proteolysis. Bases 1 to 891 code for a protein of 296 amino acids. The transcript has 5 exons. NCBI's taxonomy places the organism in Eukaryota, Metazoa, Arthropoda, Insecta, Lepidoptera, Crambidae. Gene Ontology annotation, molecular function: serine-type endopeptidase activity. The record is from RefSeq and is a predicted model, not a curated record.
AUGUAUUUCGGCACCGUGAUUUUCGUGGCCAUAGUAGCAUCAGCCUCCGCAUUGCUGGAGGUAACACCUUCUCGGGGUUACCAUGAAGCAGUUGGUAUACCACUGGCAGCUAGUAUUAAAAAGGCCGAGGACGAGGCUUUGGCGAAAGCGUCCGAGGCUGAUAUACACAAAAUCGUCGGUGGAGUUCUGGCACCAGCUAAUGAGCACCCGUAUUUGGCAGGUCUUCUCAUCGACCUGGUAAACACUGCCGGCCAGUCAGUAUGCGGGUCAUCACUUCUCUCGACCAAUCGCCUGGUGACGGCAGCCCACUGCUGGUACGACGGAGUGGGCCAAGCUUGGCGUUUCACGGUGAUACUUGGCACCCAGUUCCUCUUCUGGGGAGGACGGCGCAUCUCCACUUCUGAAGUCUUCAUGCACCCGCAGUGGAACCCUUCAAACUUGAGCAACGAUGUUGCCAUGAUUUAUUUGCCUGUCGACAUUACGUUUUCUAACAACAUCCAGCCCAUUCCUCUGCCCGACGCUUCCCAGCUCAGGAAUACAUACACUGGGCAGUGGGCAGUCGCGGCAGGCUUUGGGAGAACCAGUGAUAGCCAAGUAGGUGCGUCGUCUGUCAUCAGCCACGUGACCCUGCAAGUCAUCUCCGAGACCCAAUGUCGUGUGGUCUUCGGGGAAGGCUUCGUAUUCCCCAGCACUCUUUGCACCAGCGGGAUUGGAGGCGUCGGGUUAUGCGGUGGGGACUCCGGAGGCCCUCUCGUUGUUACGCAAGAUGGACAGAAGCACUUGAUCGGCAUCAGCUCCUUCGUAGCAGCAAACAACUGCCAGGGCGGUCACCCAUCAGCUUUCGCGCGCGUCACCAGCUUCAUGAACUUCAUCCAGCAGAACUUGUGGUGAA